AUGGAGAUGAACUCCGACGACUCCAUGUCGUUGUCCUCCGAGUCCGGUUGGUUUUCGUCGGACGAUUCAGACAUUGAGGAGUUGCUUCAAGACGAUGACGUGGAGAUGAUGAGCCUCCUCGUCGACGUCCAAGAGAUCGAAGACCGCGCAAAGCUGUUGGAUCAUAGGAGAGGAUCAGUGAUGGGGCGAGAGUACAUUUACCGCAACCGUGGUCUCGGGCACGAGCAACUGAUGAGAGACUACUUCGCGAAGGAGCAUCCUACAUACCCACCUCGCCUCUUCCGGAGAAGGUACCGAAUGCGCCGUAGUUUGUUUGUGAAGAUUGUUAAUGAUUGUGAGGCCGCCUCGGAUUACUUCAAGCGUCAUAGGUCCGCCUCCGGUCAAUGGGGGUUUAGUGCUUAUCAAAAGAUAUCGGCGGCAAUGCGUGUGCUCGCCUAUGGCGUACCCGCGGACUAUACCGACGAGUAUCUUCGCAUUGGUGUACAAACAACCACGGAUUCCGUCCGUAGGUUUGCAAAGUUGGUCAUCCGGUUGUAUGGUGAUUUCUAUCUUCGGGCACCCAACGAGGAAGAUACAAAGAGGUUGAUGGAGAUGAAUGAAAAAAGGGGAUGGCCGGGGAUGCUUGGAAAAUUGAGAUCAAAAUGGGAAGGACCAUAUGAUAUGGAGGAAGCCAACCCUUCUAGUGCUGUAAAACUAAAAGGGUUGUCUCCCUCCAGCUCAUGGGUUGUCAAUGGCCAGCGCCUCAAGCACUACAUAGCAAAUAAGAGUGGGCAUCGAUAUAAGGAGUACAGGCCACGAAGAAGUAGCGGCUCUCCAACAAAACUACUUGUUGGGAAGGAUGUACUUAAAGAAUUGGAGCAAAGGCGGUCAUCCCCCAGUGUGAUCGCAAAGCUCAUGGGAAUUGACGUAUUGCCACCUACUUAUGUAGCCCAUAAUCGGCAUCAAGAAUUCAAGGAUGUUUUUGAGGUCUCAGAGGAGCUACCACCGGAGACUGUCACAAAAGAGAGGUCACAUCAUUUCCCUAAAGGGCUGCCAAGCUUGAAGCGGAGCGCGAUGAAAUUGAAAAAACUCAUGCCAUCAAAGUCUCCCUAUGGUGAUGAAAUAUUUGACAAUGAUGCGGACUACAGAAAUGGCUUGGAUCGCCUGAACUCACUUGAAAUAGACAAUCCCUUGUUUGAGAAGCGCCCCCAUGAUGCGAAUUACUACCCAAGCCGUCGGCAUGAGAAAGAUACUGCAUCCAGUUUCAGGAAGUAUCCUGAAAAGAAGCAGGCUGAGUCUGUUGUGAUGAGCAAAGGCAGAGUUUCACAACAUCUUUUGGACACUGAAGAUCUUAAUGCUGCUAGAAUGAAAGGAGAAAGAUACUUGACUAGUGAUGCCAACAAUUCACUGUCAACGAGACAGGAGGCAUCGCUUGAUCAAUUCAACAUGGUAGAUAUGAAUAACAGUGGAACAUCUCAGGGGUAUGCUAGCAGUGACAUUAAUUCCAGGCAAAACAAGAAGUCAUCACCAAAUAGCUUGCACUGGAAAAUCUUCCGGAAGUAUGAGGAAGGUGAUGUUGGUUCAAAAACUCUUGCACAGAUGUUUGCUUUAUCUGAUUCAGAGAGAGUAAAGAGAAAUUCAGACUCGCGUGCUCAGAUCCAACACAAUAGACUUGACCGGGGCAAAGGUCACAGCAAGGAAGGAUGCUUUAUAGUUUUACCAAAGCAUGCACCUCCAUCGUCUCUUCACAGCUCAUUGGACAGGAGAUCGCCCUCCGAAGGCUCUCCUGACAGUGAAAAUUUCCCAAAUCCUUCAGUUAGUUAUGACAAUGGCAAGUUCCAUUUUGAUUCUUUUCUGCCUAAACCAAGGCUCAAGCAGAUUGCCGGUGAGAGGCAAGCCUUGGAGCAGCGCAGACCUGCUUCUCCUUCUCUUGAUGAUUCCAGAUCCCAUUCGUGGCGCCUAGCUGAUAACGCUUCAACUUCUGACUGCAUAAAUGAGAAAGUAUUGUUCACGACAGACGAGGGCUUAAUCCAAGAGUCUGCUAAAACAUCUCCUUCUGUGUUUCAGUUGCAAUUCUCUCGGGAACAGAAGGCUUCAUCAUCGCCUUUGCAGUGUGGUGACUAUGAAUCCAUAUCUAUUUCUAAUCAUGCUGUUCUGCCGAAGUCUCGUAAAAGCAUGGAAGAGUUUGAGCAACCUAGCCCAGUUUCCAUUCUUGAGCCCCCAACUGAUGAAGAUGGUUGUUCCUCUGGAUUUUUCAAGAAUGAUUUGCAAGACAUGCCCAAUGUCGAGAAACAAAUAGACCAUUGUCGACUCCGAGAUGAACCUGAGGUCUCCAUGUCAAGUGAUGAUGACAAUGAUUCUUCUUACCAAUCUUUGGAAGCAUUUCAGGUUGAGGAGGACAGGGAUUUCUCAUAUCUGCUUGACAUACUUAUAUGCUCUGGUAUGAUAGUAACUGACUGGCAGCUCUUGUGCAACUCAUGGCACUCGCCUGGUUUCCCUGUUGGCCCUCAAGUCUUUGAGAGGCUUGAGAGGAAGUACAACAAGAUUACUUCAUGGUCAAAGUCAGAAAGAAAACUUUUGUUUGAUCUUGCGAAUUCUGUUCUUUCCGAUGUCCUUGCACCUUGCACCAAUAUACACCCAUGGGUGGAUUCUAUUAGACGUUGCCAGCCUAUCUGGGGCCCUGAAGGGCCUGUUGAGAAGGUUUGGCAGAUGAUGGCUAGGCAGCAAGAGGAUCUGGCCAUAGGGCAUCCUGAUGACAAGGUUUUGGACUCAAACUGGCUGGAAGUUGGUGAUGACACAUAUAUGGUCGGAAAGCAGAUAUCCAUGAUCUUAUAUGGUGACCUCUUGGAAGAAGUCAUAUUGGAAUUCCUCUCACGGACGGUCGUUGCAGUUAGAUGACAUUGAUAAAAUUCAAAGAAUCAAUUCUAUCGUAACAGAGUACAAUGAGUACCUAAAAAAACAGAGUACAGUGAGGAGCCAAGUUUCUCCUGCACAAUCUUAAGCGUAUAUUCUGUAACUGCUGCGUAUAGAAUAUGUUGUUACAAACUGAAGAGCAAAUAGUGCAUGAUAUACUGGCCAAAUGUCCUGUCCAUUCAGUGGCGUGUGUAGUAACUAAAGAUGUAUGUCCAAUACUUUGACGUAUGUAGAGAUGUUAGCUUCCAUCAUUCCAUGAUAUCUUUGCUUGUUACUUUAUCUAGAUUUCAAAUUGUACGGAUUUUGUUUAGGAUACAGUAGUUUCUAGUAAAGUAUUUUCGAUGUUCCAAAUUAAGUGCUUUGUAUAAUGUGAAAAGUGAUGCAACUUUGUCUUGA
Messenger RNA from Lolium rigidum, 3288 nucleotides. RefSeq lists its product as uncharacterized. The transcript is spliced from 6 exons. NCBI's taxonomy places the organism in Eukaryota, Viridiplantae, Streptophyta, Magnoliopsida, Poales, Poaceae. The coding region runs from base 1 to 2877 and encodes 958 amino acids. The record is from RefSeq and is a predicted model, not a curated record.